Microtus oregoni (creeping vole) is the source of this 1940-nucleotide messenger RNA. It is a transcript of the gene Sqstm1, whose product is annotated as sequestosome 1. Gene Ontology annotation, cellular component: aggresome; amphisome. Gene Ontology annotation, molecular function: K63-linked polyubiquitin modification-dependent protein binding; protein kinase C binding; zinc ion binding. NCBI's taxonomy places the organism in Eukaryota, Metazoa, Chordata, Mammalia, Rodentia, Cricetidae. The transcript is spliced from 8 exons. Bases 52 to 1383 code for a protein of 443 amino acids. The record is from RefSeq and is a predicted model, not a curated record. Gene Ontology annotation, biological process: endosome organization; aggrephagy; mitophagy.
GCGCAGCAGCAGCUGCUGCCCAGCUGUUUCAUCCCUACCGAGUUUGCGAUUAUGGCGUCGCUUACCGUGAAAGCCUAUCUUCUGGGCAAGGAGGAGGCGGCCCGCGAGAUCCGCCGCUUCAGCUUCUGCGUUAGCCCGGAGCCCGAGGCGGAAGCCGAGGCCGCGGCGGGCCCAGGGCCGUGCGAGAGGCUGCUGAGCCGGGUGGCCACGCUGUUCCCCGCGCUGCGGCCUGGCGGCUUCCAGGCGCACUACCGCGAUGAGGACGGGGACUUGGUUGCCUUUUCCAGUGAUGAGGAGCUGACAAUGGCCAUGUCCUAUGUGAAAGAUGACAUCUUCCGCAUCUACAUUAAAGAGAAGAAGGAGUGCCGGCGGGACCAUCGCCCACCAUGUGCUCAGGAGGCAUCCCGAAACAUGGUGCACCCCAACGUGAUUUGUGAUGGCUGCAAUGGGCCUGUGGUGGGAACUCGCUACAAGUGCAGCGUGUGCCCAGACUAUGACCUGUGCAGCAGCUGCGAGGGGAAGGGCCUGCACAGGGAGCACAGCAAGCUCAUUUUUCCCAACCCCUUUGGCCACCUCCCUGAUGGCUUCCACCAUCAUGGCCGCUGGCUUCGGAAGCUGAAACAUGGACAUUUUGGCUGGCCUGUCUGGGAGAUGGGUCCACCAGGGAACUGGAGCCCACGGCCUCCUCGAGCAGGGGAUGCUCGCCCUUGCCCUACAGCUGAGUCAGCUUCUGGUCCGGCAGAGGAUCCCAGUGUCAAUUUCCUGAAGAAUGUAGGGGAGAGCGUGGCAGCUGCCCUCAGCCCUCUAGGCAUUGAGGUUGACAUUGAUGUGGAACAUGGAGGAAAGAGAAGCCGCCUGAUGACCACCUCCCCAGAAAGUUCCAGUGUGGGCACAGAAGACAAGUGUAGCACUCAGCCAAGCAGCUGCUCUUCGGAAGUCAGCAAACCUGAUGAGGCCGGCGAAGGCCCCUCACAGUCCCUGACAGAGCAAAUGAGAAAGAUUGCUUUGGAGUCAGUGGGACAGCCAGAGGAACAGAUGGAGUCUGAUAAUUGCUCAGGAGGGGAUGAAGACUGGACCCAUCUGUCUUCCAAAGAAGUGGACCCGUCCACAGGUGAACUCCAGUCUCUGCAGAUGCCAGAAUCAGAAGGACCAAGCUCUCUAGACCCCUCCCAGGAAGGGCCCACAGGGCUGAAGGAAGCUGCCGCGUACCCACAUCUCCCACCAGAGGCUGAUCCCCGGCUGAUCGAGUCGCUCUCGCAGAUGCUGUCCAUGGGCUUCUCUGAUGAAGGUGGCUGGCUCACCAGGCUUCUACAGACCAAGAAUUAUGACAUCGGAGCCGCUCUGGACACAAUCCAGUAUUCAAAGCACCCUCCGCCAUUGUGACAGUGCUUGUGCCCAAGCCCCGUGACCCACCCCUUUGUCUUGUAGUUGCAUCCAGUAGAGCAGCAGGGCCGUCUAUAAGGCCAGUUUCUUGGCAUUCUUCCAGAGCCUGCAGGUGGGAGUGUGUGAAGCCCUUCAGGGCAGGAGAGAGUGACUUGGAGGGAGAGCUCCAAGAGUGCACAUGCUGACGCCUGGGAACACAACCAGGUGCUUGUGGCUGAGCUUCCUCUGCUUUUCCUAAGUCUGGCCUUUGCCAGGGAGCUGCAGAGGCAUACUGCUCUUGCUGCCAGCAUUGCACCAGCAGUCCAGAAUUGUAGCCUGAUGACCUUCUGUGCUUUUUUGUUAAAAGUGAACAAAUAGAACCAUUGUGUAAGUCAAAGGUGGCAGCAACUGGGGCCUAUAUAUGGCUCCUGGGGGAUGGAGAACUUGUGCAGGCUCUCACCAUAUACUGCAUCCCCUUUUAAUGAUCCAAUGUUAAUGCUUUUAAACAAACCCCCCCAUGUAGCUUCCUCUGACUUGAUUUUUAAAUAGCCUGUAAUUAAAUGGCAUAUGCACUUUAA